This is a messenger RNA of Caenorhabditis sp. 36 PRJEB53466, 2629 nucleotides long. The record is from the annotation of a GenBank genome assembly. Lineage: Eukaryota; Metazoa; Nematoda; Chromadorea; Rhabditida; Rhabditidae.
AUGAAACGAAUAAAAGGAAAAAAAAUCGAUCAAAUAUUUGAACGGUGCCUGCUGAAUAAUUGGGUCAGUUUCUUCUCCGAACGUUUCCACAAAGCAUCCAUGCUUUCAGUCCGAAUAUCUUUUCUCCGUCAUCAAUCUCUGCGUAGGACUCGGAAACUUCAUGUACUUUCCAGCCAAAGUUUACGAAUAUCGAGGCGGAGCCUAUCUUGUUGCCUAUGGAUUCAUGCUCGCAAUGAUCGGUCUUCCCCUCCUUUAUCUCGAACUGAUUCUCGGUCAGUUCCAUCGCUGUUCUUCGCUGAUUUUCAUGAGGAGAUGUGCCCCAAUUCUGCAAGGAUUCGGCUGGAUGUCGGUCACUUCCGCUUUCCUUCUCCUCUACACCUAUCAGUAUUCUGUCGCUCGGGCGUUCAAAUUCCUCGUCUCACUGUCUCGUUCUCACUCACAAAGUAUGCCCUGGACGUCAUGUGGCAACGCGUGGAAUGAUGAGAGUUCGUUUGAGAAGGAUUCUGGAUACCUAUGUUUAUGUUUCAGAAUGCUAUGAAUUCUACACCGAAAACUGUCCUGCGCCCAAAAUUGCUCACAUUCUCUAUCAGAAACAGUGUGUGAAUGAGUCGAGGCUGAUUCCGAUCAUGGUCGAAUCGGCGGAAGAGCAGUAUCUUCAGUAUGGAAAGACUUUGGAACAAACUAAACUUCAAAUUUAACUUCAGGAACGUGGUUCAUAAAAUCGGACCUGUCCAGUUGUCCUUUUCCAAUUUCGACUGGGGAAUGUUCUAUUCCCUUCUUAUACUAUGGCUCACAAUCGCCUUCGUUCAGAAUCGGACACGCUCCAAAGCCACUGUCCUCAUCUACGUGAGAUCCGUUCCGAUUUCCUUAAGUUGCCUUUUCUUCAGAUUCCGACUCUCUUCGUCUUCCUCGUCUGCCCUUUCCUUCUGGUAAGGGCUCUCCACUUGGACGGAGCAAGCAGUGGGGUAAAUGAGAUGUUCACGGUCAAAUGGACCGAGUUGCUGCAAAGUAAAGUGUGGCUGGAUGCUCUCGCAAAUGUGCUCACUUCUCUGAGCCUUGGAAUGGGCGCCCACACAAUCAUCGGAUCGUUCGGUCCUCCACGAGCAAACACUUUCAAAGUUCUAGACUUCUCCAUAUUCGAGAAUCCAUUCUCUCUUUUCUCAGAUUGCCACGAUCGCUAUGAUCGUCGACACCAGCCUGAGUUUGAUUGUCACUGCAACUCUCUACUCUAUUCUCGGAUACAUGAAAACGAAAAUCGGACGGGAAUCCAUUUACGAGAUCAUGUUCAUUCCUUCAGGUUCCGGCCACCUUAGUCUGUUCAUCUUCAUUCUUGCCAGGAAACCUUCUGACCCACUCCACGUUCCCAGUCCUUCUCCGUCAAGUUGCCAACAACGCUUGGAUGUGGAUUUUCCUCUAUUACUCAGUUCUCGUGAUCGUUGGAUGGAAGACGUGUGCCCGUAAAAACAGUUUUCACAAUUCAAACCAUUCCUUCUGUUUCAGUGAUAAUCAAGGUCUUUGUUGCUCUAAUAGCUGACGCAUUUCGCAUUUCCAUCAGACGGCACAUGUAUAAUAUCAUUUUCAUGGCCGUCUGCACUUUUCUUUCCGUUUCCGGAGUUAUACUUUGCCUGGAUGUAUGCUGAAAUGUAUGAUCGCACAUGCUCAUUUUCAACUGCUCAGACUGGCCCUCACUUCAUCGAACUGCUUCAGGAUCUUCAGAAAGUGCUCUCCGGCGCGUUUAUCAUUGGCCUACUGAUUGCUGUCGUCGAUAUUUACGGACUGACCACCAUCUACGGAGACAUUCACAUUCUAAUGGGUCGUCCGUCUCCGGAGCAGUGGAGCAAAGUGUACACGUGGAGAAUGUGGGGAUGGAGAUGGAAGAUGGCUCCCGCGUUCGCACUUCUCCACAUAUUAACAGCGUUCUUCCCGAAAAGUUCAGAAAAAGGGAUCUCUUUCGAAGUAGUGGACACGGUUAACCUUUUCUUUCAAUGUCAUUUUCCUAAUUGCAACUUCCAGGGAAUCCCAAUUUUCCUCGCUCUUUUCUUUAUUGUUGCCCAUGUCGGCCCUGCUCUUUUCAAAGGAUUAUACAAAACAGAAGAGUACAUGAAGAAACACGAGAAGCAUGUAUGAAACGUCCGAAAGGAUCAGAGAAUUGAUGAAUCGCGCAAUUACAGAAGACGUUCAAUUCAUCCUAUUUCUUUCGCACUCAACGUCAUCUUCGUUCGUGGGAUCGAAUUGAAAAACAGAUGAGCGCUGAGAAAAAGGAAUGGAAUCAGGUGGGGAGGGGUCACAUGUCCUCUCAAUCUUGAUUGGUUCAGAAACAUCUUCCCGAGAACGAUCCAGAAGAUCCGGAUGGAAUCUGGGUGGAAUUCUACAAGUCUUUUCAGGAAAAACAUUAUCCCCCUGAUAAGUCGGAAGGAAAGAAAGAUUCAAAGUCGACAGAGAAGAAGAAGGAAAAGUCGAAGAAGAACUCAGCGAAAGAGAACUCGCUCAACUUUGAUGUAGGUCAUCCACAGGUACAGAAAUCUUUAUUUGAGCUUUUUGGCAGACAUAUCACGAUUAUAAGGAGAAGAGUGAGAAGAAAAGAAAGCGAAGCAGAAGCAGAAGAAGAGGAAAUAGUUAUUCUGAUUAA